Molecule: messenger RNA, 637 nt
Organism: Cydia splendana
Lineage: Eukaryota; Metazoa; Arthropoda; Insecta; Lepidoptera; Tortricidae
Gene: ave
Product: protein aveugle
Exons: 3
Coding region: 122-454 (110 amino acids)
Biological process (GO): cell surface receptor protein tyrosine kinase signaling pathway
Cellular component (GO): cytoplasmic side of plasma membrane
Molecular function (GO): protein binding
Source: RefSeq, a predicted model, not a curated record
AAUGUUAUGUUCUUAUAAAAAAUUGUAAAAUUUGUAUAUUUGUGUAGGUUUUUUGAUAAAUAGAGCUAAUAUACUAUGCCGUAAAAUAUUUCAAGUUAUUCUUCACGAAAUUGUCAGAAACAUGGUGGAAGAAACGAAUGCAAACUCCAACAAGCCGAAGACGCGGGCCACUCGUCCCAAAGCUGUGUAUCUAUGGACCGAAGCGGAUGUGCAGAAAUGGUUGAGCAGACACUGCAGUGACUAUUAUAAUAUGUAUUGGCAAAGGUUUCAUGAGCAUGACAUAACUGGCAGAGCAUUAAUCCGAAUCAACGAUACCACACUCCUCCGAAUGGGCAUCACCAACAAGGAGCACCGAGAUGCCAUCUGGCGGGAGAUCCUCAAACUCCGACUCAAGACCGACAUAGUGGACAUCAUUGACUUGGCUCGCCACUCCUACUUCGACUAUGACAUGUGACAAAGAAGAUUGUGGGUCGACUUGGCCUACAUUAUAGCAUUCUUUAUACUCAUACAAUGCUAUGGACAAAUAUUUCUACAUAAUUGAAAAUACUAGGUACGAUAUUGUAUUUGGUAUGUUAUUUCUACACUAUUGUAUGGCCAAAUAUUUUAAUCUGAAUACAAAGAUAAGUGAUAUGUUUGA